AUGCAGGUCCCGUUGCUACGGCUCCAGUGCGGCGUCAACUCGUACGCCUGGGGGAAACAGGGUCUCGACUCGGCCGCUGCCCGCUUCGCUGCUGCCACGCCCGCUGAAGGCGUGACCAUCGAGUCGGACAAGCCCUACGCUGAGCUUUGGAUGGGUACUCAUCCCUCCAACCCCUCCCGCGACGUCGCCACCGGCCGUACCCUCCUCGACAUCUUCUCCGACAACCAAGCCUUCCUCUCCUCCAACAUCGCCGCCCGCUACGCCAACAAGCUGCCCUUCCUCUUCAAGGUCCUCUCCAUCAGCAAGGCCCUUUCGAUCCAGGCCCACCCCAACAAGUCCCUCGCCGAGCAGCUCCACGCCCGCGACCCCAAGAACUACCCCGAUGACAACCACAAGCCCGAGAUGGCCAUCGCCAUCACCCCCUUCCAGGGACUGUGUGGCUUCCGACCCCUCGCGGAGAUUGCCCACUUCCUCGAGGCAGUACCGGCCUUGAAGAGCCUUGUAGGCGACGAAGCUGCCAAGGAGUUUGCUGCGGCCGCGGAGGACCCUGCUGAAGGAGUUACUGACUUCAAGAAGGCGGCGCUGAAGAAGGCUUUUGGUGCCCUCAUGUCAUCGUCCCCCGAAUCCAUCGCCGAGCAGACCUCGAAGCUCGUGGAGCAGGCCACCGCUGAGGGCGCUGAAUUCGCCGCUGGCGGCGUUGCCUCAACCUCCGGUGAGACCCUGGCUGGGCUCGUUAAGCAGCUCCAAAGCGAAUUCGGCAACGACAUUGGUCUUUUCGUCCUAUUCUUCCUCAACUACGUCACCCUCGAGCCUGGCGAGGCCUUGUUCCUUGUUGCUGAUGACAUCCACGCCUACGUCUCGGGAGAUAUCAUGGAGUGCAUGGCCUCCUCAGACAAUGUCGUCCGUGCCGGCUUCACCCCCAAGUUCAAGGACGUCACCACCCUCGUCGACAUGCUCACCUACAACUUCGCCCCUAUCGACCAGCAGAAGAUGACUCCCACCGAGUAUCCCUACGUCACCUUGAACCGCAAUGGUUACAGCUCUGGGUCCUCCGUUGAGCUUUACGACCCCCCAAUCGACGAGUUCGCCGUCGUCCGCGCGCUUCUGCGCGGUGAUGGAGCCAAGGCCACCUUUGAGUCCCUCGAUGGACCUAGCAUCAUCAUUUGCACCUCCGGCAAGGGUCGCAUCUCUGUCGGUCCCACUAGCGCAGAGAUGAAGGAGGGGUACGUCUACUUCGUUGGUGCUACGGCCGAGUGCGUCCUCGAGUCUGAAGGCGGCGAAGACGACGAGUUCAUCACUUUCAAGGCGUUUUGCGAGAUUGAUGAGUCAGGAGACAAGGAGAAGCUGUAG
Messenger RNA from Ilyonectria robusta, 1350 nucleotides. Its product is annotated as mannose-6-phosphate isomerase. The record is from RefSeq and is a predicted model, not a curated record. Bases 1 to 1350 code for a protein of 449 amino acids. Gene Ontology annotation, biological process: GDP-mannose biosynthetic process; carbohydrate metabolic process. Gene Ontology annotation, cellular component: cytosol. NCBI's taxonomy places the organism in Eukaryota, Fungi, Ascomycota, Sordariomycetes, Hypocreales, Nectriaceae. Gene Ontology annotation, molecular function: mannose-6-phosphate isomerase activity; zinc ion binding. The transcript is spliced from 2 exons.